UAAAUUACUAUAUGUUGUCAAAACAAUAUCCUUGGAAUGUUAAUAAUUACAUUGAAGGAGUAGAAGGAAGAUCAAAUAAUUAUACUGAACUUUAUGACAAUAUAAUGAAAGGUGACCUAGGUUUCUUCACAUUUAGAGCAAUUAGAAAUGACAUGAAUAUUAGUGAAAUUGACACUAUUAUAGAUUUUAUUCUUAAAUUGUGUCAGGUAGAUAAAAAUGAUAGGAUAUCAUCUAGUGAAGCAUUGCAGCAUACAGUGUUUAGUUAA
Messenger RNA from Entrophospora candida, 266 nucleotides. The record is from the annotation of a GenBank genome assembly. Lineage: Eukaryota; Fungi; Glomeromycota; Glomeromycetes; Entrophosporales; Entrophosporaceae.